ACCACCUGUGCCGCCCCUGCCCCUGGGACUGGACCCUCUUCCAAGGAAACUGUUACUUCUUCUCCACAUACCAACAGGCCUGGAAGGACUCUGUCACUGCCUGCAAAGAAAUAGGUGCCCAACUCGUUGUCAUCAAGAGUGAUGAGGAGCAGAGCUUCCUGCAGCAGACUUCUAAGAAGAAAAACUAUACCUGGAUGGGGCUGUCAGACUUAAAACAGGAAGGCAGAUGGCUGUGGGUGGAUGGUUCACUGCUGAAAUGGAGGAAAUAUUGGUCUCCAAGGGAGCCAAAUAACAAGGGUGACGAAGACUGCGCAGCCUUUUCAGAUAAUGGAUGGACUGAUAACUUAUGUUCCUUAGAGCAAUUCUGGAUCUGCAAGAAGCCUGCAUCUACUUGCUCUAGGUGA
This is a messenger RNA of Cricetulus griseus (Chinese hamster), 404 nucleotides long. The record is from RefSeq and is a predicted model, not a curated record. Lineage: Eukaryota; Metazoa; Chordata; Mammalia; Rodentia; Cricetidae.